Messenger RNA from Brugia malayi, 663 nucleotides. RefSeq lists its product as uncharacterized. The transcript has 2 exons. The record is from RefSeq and is a predicted model, not a curated record. Lineage: Eukaryota; Metazoa; Nematoda; Chromadorea; Rhabditida; Onchocercidae. Bases 1 to 663 code for a protein of 220 amino acids.
AUGGAAGGUGAACGAUGUAAGGAAAGCAAUCUGAAUAAGCGUAGAAUUAAAGGAAGUGAAAGUGCACCUAAACGAAAGAAAUGUGAGGUGGCGCAACCGGGUAGCAGCGUUGUACUUGCUGCUAAGCAGCAAAUUAACCAUAACGUCGAUCAAGACAAAAAUGUUAAACGAGUGCAAGGAGUUCCAGAUGGUAAAAGCAGUGUCACUAACUUUGACAUUCAACGCACUUCGAAACAUUUUCCAACACUUUCAUAUUCUCUGCAUACUGCUCGUGUUGCCAUUGUUUCAAACUCUUCUGCAAUGAUUUCGAGCGCUUCAAAUGUUGUGAAACGAACUUCAAAUAAGAAGACACGGAUUCCUUUUGGAAGGAUCCAAGAUAUUUCAGGCAAUCAAGAACCGAACCGUUGCAUCAGAGACUUAUCCGGAGAUAAAGUAGCAGUAGGUGAACUGAAUGGGCGGAUCUCUGCUGCAGUUCCAGGCUGCCGAGAGAGAUUAAAUGAAAACAGCAAGAGAUCAAAUGGAUUCCGAACUCCUUUACAGUCACCGACAUUGUAUGUAAAGCAUUGUAAUGAUCUUCUGAUGGCACCAAAGAAGCGUCGCUGUACUCGCAGCUAUAGGAUGACAAAAGUUCCAGUGUCGUGUACGUUAAGAUCACCACGUUAA